AUGGACCACAACUUUGCUCCGGCUCCUCCAGAGACACAGCCACAGGGAGCCCCGGGCCCUGGAGCCUCCUUCUCCCAUGGCCACAUGCUGGGGCACCCUGCCCGCCCCUCCAGGCUCCCUGGAGGGGUAUCCCCGCUCCUUCCAGCCCCCAGGAAGACCAUCCACCUGGAUGCCUUUUCCAAAAGCCACAUCCCCCCGACUGCCAGCCGCCUGGGCCCUGCAGCCAGAGCCUGGAGUGUGCCCCUCCAGGAGACUGGAGCUGCCCCGGGGGCCGCCCUGAGCUCCCUGCCGGCCAGCAGCCUUGCACCCAGGAAGCUCAGCUCCAUCUCCCUGACAAUCUCUCAGAACAGUCAGGCGAGGUCCCUGGACCCCCUCCUUUCUCACUGGGAGGAGUUGCCCACCCUGAGCCAAGAGGCUGCCACGCAGGGAGAAAGCAGGCUGUCCACUCCAGCAGAUUCGCCACCCACGAACCCACUGCCAGGGGGCACGGUCCAUUCUGAGGGCCCCGGGAACCCGGGCCUGGCCAAGCCCAGCAGGAUGCCCACAGUGAAGAAGCCUCUGGUGUGUUCAUACCUGGCCUUACCUUUCCAAACCCAGUUAGUGCAGCGCUCACCAAGCCUCGCGGGACCAGGCUGGGAGGGUUCAGGGCGCACUGGAGCUCCCCCAGGAAGAGGUAAGUCCCGGUCCAGGGCUAUCCCCAGACCCCAGAGAGGUCUCCAAAGGGCCAGCCCUGUGAUGAAUUUCUCUUCUUUGGACACAACAAGGCCAGACCUACCCAGACAGCUGGCUGCAAUGGCCAAAAACAGACCUACCUUGAAUAUCAGUUUGGCAUCUCAAAAUUCAUCCAGGCUGGACACAGGCACAGAACUCCCUGCUGCAGAUACCAAGCUGGGCAAAACCAUGACCAUGGCUAUAGCGGGCAAAACCAAGCCAGGCCCAGCCCUGAAUGUGACCACAGUACGGACAACCAAGCCGAGCAAGAUUCUGGAUCUAAAAACCGCGACCCCAGACAAGCUGGGCAAAGCCACGGCUCCAGCAGCCCCAGCAAAGCCAGACCUGACCACAAGAGGCAUAUCCCUGGACUUGGCCGUACCAGAUCCAGUCAAACUGGGCCCAGCCACAACUGCAGUGGACGUAGUCAGGUUGGGUACACCCUUGACUUUGACCAGAACAAAUACAGCCAAGGUGGGCAUAGCUCUGAACUCUCUUGCUUUGAACAGAAGCAAGCUGAGCACAGCCACGAGCUCAGUUGUCCCAGUCACCUCAUUCCCCAUCACCCUGGAACCAGCCUCUAGGGAGACCAAACUGGACAGUGUCAAGACCCCUACCACAUCAGACCUUGCUACCUUCCCACCAAUGAAAAGAAACAGCACUGCACCAGCCCAGGGCCAUGGCACAGGGGAGCCUGCUACGCUGGACCUGGCCAGAGCACGCCAAGGGCUCCCCGAGACCAGGACGGACGCAGCCAUGUCAGAGCUGGUGCCUGAGCCCAGGCCUAAGCCGGCAGUGCCCAUGAAGCCGGUCAGCAUCAACUCCAACCUGCUGGGCUACAUCGGCAUCGACACCAUCAUUGAGCAGAUGCGCAAGAAGACCAUGAAGACCGGUUUUGACUUCAACAUCAUGGUCGUGGGCCAGAGUGGACUGGGCAAGUCGACGCUGGUCAACACGCUCUUCAAAUCCCAAGUGAGCCGCAAGGCCUCCAGCUGGAGUCGGGAGGAGAAGAUACCCAAGACGGUGGAGAUCAAAGCUAUCGGGCAUGUGAUAGAGGAAGGCGGGGUCAAAAUGAAGUUGACGGUCAUCGACACCCCGGGCUUUGGAGACCAGAUCAACAAUGAAAACUGCUGGGAGCCCAUUGAGAAGUACAUCAACGAGCAGUACGAGAAGUUCCUGAAGGAGGAGGUGAACAUCGCCAGGAAGAAACGCAUCCCCGACACCCGUGUCCACUGCUGCCUCUACUUCAUCUCCCCCACGGGACACUCCUUGCGACCUCUCGAUCUUGAGUUCAUGAAGCACCUCAGCAAAGUGGUGAACAUCAUCCCUGUCAUCGCCAAGGCCGACACCAUGACCCUGGAGGAGAAGUCCGAAUUCAAGCAAAGGGUCCGCAAGGAGCUUGAAGUAAAUGGCAUCGAAUUCUACCCUCAGAAGGAAUUUGACGAGGAUCUGGAGGACAAGACGGAGAAUGACAAAAUCCGGCAGGAGAGCAUGCCUUUCGCUGUGGUGGGGAGUGACAAGGAGUACCAAGUGAAUGGCAAGAGGGUCCUCGGCAGAAAAACGCCCUGGGGGAUCAUCGAAGUGGAAAACCUCAACCACUGUGAGUUUGCCCUGCUCCGAGACUUUGUCAUCAGGACCCAUCUCCAGGACCUCAAGGAAGUGACACACAACAUCCACUAUGAGACUUACAGGGCCAAGCGGCUCAAUGACAGCGGAGGCCUCCCUCCGGGAGAAGGCCUCCUGGGCACUGUCCUUCCACCCGUGCCAGCCACCCCCCGCCCCACUGCUGAAUGAAGGCCGUUUCAAGCGCUGCUUCUCCCUCCACCCCUCCCAGCCGCAAUUGCUGCUGGGCGGAGCCCUCCGUAGUGCUGUGCUUGUCCCGCCCACCACCAUGCCCCCUCCUCCCAGCCCUCAGCAGGUGGGAGGGGCCGGUGGCCUCUAGGUCAGUUGCAUCCUCCAUUUGGCCAAACCACUCCUCCCAGUGGAAUGGAGUUCCUGCCAGCACUGCCCCGCUCCUUCGUCCGUGUCAGCCGGCCCAGCCCACCUGGGGGCGGAGGAACCCAUCCAGAGCCGCCUCUGCCCUUGCCAACCCGCACCAGCCGCUGGUACCCGUCUCCAAGGGCAUGGCACUGCUCCCCAUCCAUUCAGCGUGGGCUGCUCUUGGCUUCCCUCGAGGGUCGAGAAAGCGACUCUUGUGCCUCUCAGAUCCAUUGAGGUGGCCGUGUGCGCCCCAGUGUGGGACAAGGGCAUCGCCUUCAUUGCUUGAAGGUGUGCACGAAGGGUGGAUCAUGACAGAUGCUGGGGAGCAGAGGCAGCCUCGCCUUUUAAAGAUCAUCACUGGUGAGGGCCCGGAGGGUGGUCACGCACCCUCCCCACUUCACGCUGCCACUUAGAGUGGUCUUCCCAGAGACGCUGCUGGAGUUGGCUUCCUUAGCCCCAAACUUUGAAAAAGAACUAGACACACCAAACUCCAGAAAUUGCAAGAUGUACACUCUAGGAAGAAUAAAAAAAUCACCCUUCUGUUCACUUAGCAAUAAGAGGGAUCUCUUCCUACUUAACCCUGACUGCUCCUACCCCCCCUUUAGUGUAAUGCAUUAGCCUGACCACAGGUGGUCGCUGUAGGCUAAUGGAAAAUACCCAAUGGAGGGCAAAGCCCCCCAUCAGAUGCAUGAAUGUUUGCGAAUGUCGGCUGCCACUGCCCCACACACGGUCUUACAGACCCCUCCCUGCCCACUCACCCCCAGUCUCCACCUGAAUACAACUUGCUCCAAGGCUGGUGACUUGUGGGCCAUUAAUCUACAACCAAUUCUUGUUGAAGCAAGAGGUCCACGCCUACGGGAUGCAAGAAUGACGCCUUUCUUAAACAUUACUGGUCCCAGCCAAGCUGAUGGUGACAUUCUGGUUAAAUUUCCCGACUGAAAACAAGCCAACAGACAGAGUGGUCGU
Lepus europaeus (European hare) is the source of this 3657-nucleotide messenger RNA. It is a transcript of the gene SEPTIN3, whose product is annotated as septin 3. Lineage: Eukaryota; Metazoa; Chordata; Mammalia; Lagomorpha; Leporidae. Gene Ontology annotation, biological process: cytoskeleton-dependent cytokinesis. The record is from RefSeq and is a predicted model, not a curated record. Gene Ontology annotation, cellular component: microtubule cytoskeleton; neuron projection; septin ring. The coding region runs from base 1 to 2505 and encodes 834 amino acids. The transcript has 11 exons. Gene Ontology annotation, molecular function: GTP binding; GTPase activity; molecular adaptor activity.